Aspergillus nidulans FGSC A4 is the source of this 2382-nucleotide messenger RNA. Its product is annotated as putative lipase. The transcript has 2 exons. Gene Ontology annotation, molecular function: hydrolase activity. NCBI's taxonomy places the organism in Eukaryota, Fungi, Ascomycota, Eurotiomycetes, Eurotiales, Aspergillaceae. The record is from RefSeq and is a predicted model, not a curated record. The coding region runs from base 1 to 2382 and encodes 793 amino acids.
AUGAUAGGUAUGCUGAAUCGCCCGGGCAUGCCUGAUGUAACACUAAGAAUCGGCCUAGAUCACGUCCUGGGGAGGCCAUCAACCAGGUUUCGCAAGGUACAGGUGAUUGCUGUGUUUCUGUUUUGGUCAUAUUAUCUAUUAAGAGGAAAUAAACACGGUCCGCCUGUCGUCCGCGGCAUUUCAGCUCGUCUUUCCCGAAGAUUGACCGUCUGGCAAACCACAGUCGUAGUAGUUCUGUGGCUCUAUUUCUGUCGGAACUUCGCCAAAAUCGUAGGACUUGAGUCACCCGAACCUUUAGCGAACCUUUAUUCUCGAUCAUUCUUCCGCGCAACAUGGAUUACAACGGCACUGGAUGCUGGCUUCUGGACUGCAAUGAGAGUCCGACCAAAGUGGCUCCGAGAUAUAUUGUCCUUGAUUGGCACUGUCUAUUAUCUUUUCGCGGCAGAGCAGGCUGAUGAUAAAGUUCGCCGAGUACGGGCAACCCUGACGGUGGAGCAUUUGCGGGUUUCAUGGAAUAAAGGAACAACACCGUAUCUAUGGGCACUUGCAAGUCUGGUACGUCCACGACUCACGCGGUACCCGCCCCGUGCUAUACGCAUUCCUCGGCCACGGCAGUCGAUUUAUACUGAGCCGACAAACGCGUGGCUGUAUUUCGACGGUCCUAUGAGCGCGUUGCGUGAACAAACCUGCAUUGUCCUUGACAUUCCCGGGGGCGGGUUUGUUUCUAUGACACCUCGGCACUCUGAAGAUCGACUACUGGCGUGGGCCGGAAAGACCAAGCUCCCGAUAUUGAGUCUUAACUAUAAAAAGGCGCCAGAGUACCCGUACCCGUACGCAUUGAACGAAUGCUAUGAUGUCUAUCACUCAAUUUUUACCACUCGUGGUCGUUGCUUAGGGUUGGCCGGGGAUGUGCCGCCUCGCAUAAUCCUCACGGGUGACAGCGCCGGCGCCAAUCUUGCCGUAGGCACAGCUCUGAUGGUUCUUCAAUCUAGUGAUCGUAGACCAUCUCUUGCGCAAGGCCAAAGCUCGCUUCCAGCGCCAGAUGGUUUAGUCCUCUCGUACCCAGCGCUGAACAUGAAGAUUGAAAGUUGGAUGAGUGAAGAACAUGUGGCAUUAAUCCAAGACAAAAGCACGAAUCGGAGUGUCGUGCAAAGAAAAGACAUGGACUAUAAGCGACUGACGCCAUUCGCUACCCCAGGUGCUUCUUCUGACGACUUGCAAAAGAAUUCGUAUCUUUCAGAACCGGAUCUAGAAACAGGGGCUCUAGUGGAGGAAGCCAAGGGCUCGAAAAUAGACGAAGAUGAGGAAGCUCUGGAUAUGCAGACUGCCUAUCUUGCAAAUAAUCAGCCAAAGAAGAUCCAAACCAGACUGGCGGUGUCGUCGAUGAUUUCAUAUGUCAACGACAGGAUUCUGUCGCCGGAGAUGAUGAGGGCAAUGGUGAUCCUCUACAUUGGGCCUCACAACCGCCCCGACUUUAAUACAGAUUAUCUACUAUCUCCAGUUCUUGCGCCCGAAGCCCUCCUCGCCCAAUUCCCCAAGACAUAUAUCAUCACCGGAGAGCGGGAUCCAUUGGUGGACGACACAGUGGUGUUCGCGGGACGGCUAAGGCAGGCAAAGCUGCGUCGAUUCCAGGAGCGGCAGGAACUAGGUCUCGAGAAAUCGCAGCGCAGAUUCAACGAGAAAGACUAUGUGGAGGUUUCCUUACUCCCUGGAAUCUCUCACGGCUUCAUGCAAAUGGCCGGCUUCUUUCCCGACAGCUGGAAGCAUAUCUACCGCUGUGCUGCCUGGAUUCAGACGCUAGUGGACAUGGCAAAUAUCAAGAAGUCAUCUCCCAGCACCAGCAGUCGCAACCUUUCUAACAGUCAUACCUCAAAAUCCGACUUCAAUCAGGCUACUCGCCCUAGCCACAAACGCACAUUGACUGGUGAAUCCUCCGCGGACGAAGAUAAGCCACUUGAAAUGAGCAUAGGGAAAAUGGGCCCUCUAACUCCCAUGGUUUGCAACAGUACGGAGGGCGACAGCGAUGGUCAUGUACCCACCCCAAUGGUUGAGGCCGAGACUGAGACCGAGGUGGAAACCGAGCAGUCACCCCGGACUAGCGACAUAACUACCUCCAGCAGUAAGGCGGACGAUCAAAAGAGUACCGGUGGGCGCAGGCCUCGAGGCAGGCAUGCUCGGUCCACAGGCCUUGGCAGACGGCGGACAUUUGCACCAUCAAACAUUAACAUCGCCCCUGAAUGGGCGUCUGACCCUGUGAGUCCCAUGCGGCCGAGAGAGUCCAGUUUGUGCAGCUUGCCGAGCGAGGAGGAUCUCUUGCGCCGCCGGAUGUCCGGGCUGGCUGGCGGGUUGAUGGGAAUUGGUGAGGGAGCAAGGACACCGUGA